AUGUCUGCAAUCAUUCCCCAAAGGCAAAAAUCAACGAGGGACGCAGCCAUGUUGAAACUCUCUUCCCAAAUUGAUGCGUUGACGAAAGAACGGAACGACCUCCACCUUCAAAUUGACAAGAUUGACGAAAAGCUGUCUAAUAUUCGCGCAGAGUUUGGCGCCAUAUACAACGAGCCGUCGCCAUUGCUCAACCUGCCAGCCGAGAUUACCUGCCUAAUCUUCGACUACGCAACUAUUACGCCUCCCGGGUACGGCUCCAACUAUCUGUUUUCGUCUCGGGUCCAGGAAGAUCAAAGGGAGCCGGAAACGACAACAGAACUCGUUCUCUCUCAUGUGUGUAGGAGAUGGCGCGAGGUUGCGCUCAGUUAUCCGCGUUUAUGGGCAAGAUUCAUGUAUAGGGAGGACGAGAAUAUUUUGGGGGACGAACUUGAUCUGCAGCGUUUUGAAACAUACCUGAGCAGGUCGGGAACCCAGAGUCUAGAGCUACUCCUCGAUUUCAACGACAACGACUUUAACCCUGGUCGACCGAAUACCACAACCAGCGACAAUCGCGCUCGUGUCCUCGACAUGGCUUUGUCUCACGUCGCGCGAUGGAGGGUUGUCACGAUUAGGGUGGACUUUGAUUUUCGCGUCCUCAAUCGACUACGACAUCUUACCGAGCAGGAAGUACCGAAACUGGAGUACUUUGCGUUCUGCCCUUACCCUUCAAUGAGCCGGGCACAUGGCACAGGCGACAUCGAGGAAAGGUUUAACCUGGCAGACAGAGCGACCGCGUUACAAUCUACAAUUUUUACAGGCGGUGCCCCAAAACUCAACUACGUUCAUUUAGGUGGUUAUGGCAAAAUCCUCCCCCCGCUUUCCAACAUCACCACUCUGAGGCUCGAAGCAGAAGAUUUUGCUGAAUACGUGCUUUCCUGGCCCGCGAUGCGCCAGAUCAUGGAUAUACCUACCCUUACCAAUCUGUCAAUUGUAGGAAAUGUAUUCGAUCCACCUGCAAUGGAACAUGAUUUGCCUCUCAUCACGAUGAAUGUUCUUGAGCACUUGCGGUAUGAAAACGACGCCAUGACUCUCCUGUUACCAUAUCUCCGCCUACCAGCCCUCCAAAGCCUUGUCCUACGCAACGUUUGGCUACCCGAGGAGCUAGGACAGACGGUCCCCGUCCCCGUCCCAAAACCAGGCACAGGAUACUUCUUUCCAUCGCUAACGACAUUGACCCUCAUUGAUUCGACUACCUCGACCGUCCUCGCCGGUCGAUUCUUCGCACACCUAACAAAGAGAGCCAAGACGGUGCUUCUGUCCAUUGAAGAGCCUGAAGAAAACAUCCUUAUCCCACUCUACUCAUACCUGCCAAAGGAAUGCUGGCCGGAACUGUCCACGCUCAUCCUGAACCUCAGCACCGAUGAUGAUGUCCAGCUCAUCAUUGAGUUGGCUACUAAAGGGCCCAACCGCCGUGGUAAGAAAGUGCAGGUGUGGUUGUGUGACGUUUUGGAGAAGACAUGGCGCGAGGAUUACCGGGCCCGGUUUGCCAGGCUCGAGGAGGCGUGUACGAUCAAAACGCUUUCAGAAACGCCAUCGUCAACGUUGGAGGCGGAUGAGCAGUGUGUGUGGGAUAUGCUUUCACCCGUGUGGCCGCCUGCUUCUGGGGAAAGAGUAUAUCCAGGCUAUACGAAUAAUGACGACCCCUUUGAAAUCGACCUACAUUCAUUUACUCAGUUUUGA
Molecule: messenger RNA, 1719 nt
Organism: Psilocybe cubensis
Lineage: Eukaryota; Fungi; Basidiomycota; Agaricomycetes; Agaricales; Agrocybaceae
Exons: 1
Coding region: 1-1719 (572 amino acids)
Molecular function (GO): protein binding
Source: RefSeq, a predicted model, not a curated record